Molecule: messenger RNA, 414 nt
Organism: Bursaphelenchus okinawaensis
Lineage: Eukaryota; Metazoa; Nematoda; Chromadorea; Rhabditida; Aphelenchoididae
Source: the annotation of a GenBank genome assembly
AUGGGCCGCCGAAAACAAACGCGGCCGAAAAAGUGUGACUUUAGUAGUAUUAUAACUUAUAAACAGGCUAUCGAAGCCUACAAUAAACUUUUACUACAGUUAGAACAUGGCCAUCAAGGUAAGUGAUCAUUUAGGUUGAACGAUCAAAUCAUUGAUUCAUUUGUGCAUUUACAGCAUUACAUUACGGUUACUAUAAACUGACUACAGGAAUCUUAUCUUGAUACUUUUUCCAAAAUUUUUAAGCUUGAAAAUACCUUUUCAGAAGAAAGAUACGCCCCGGACAUGUCGUUAAACCUAUCAUUUUAUUGCAAAUUAUGCCAAGAAGUGAACGUGUCAUCAAUUAAAGCUCACAUGGAGUUGCACCACGCCCUGGAUUCUAGUACUAAAUGGUUACCCUACAUAUCACUGCUGUAG